CACAUCACAAGUGCCAGAGGAUCAGGAGACAGAAGCAUCCCAACACACCUGAGCAGUGUGAGCCAAGGAGCACCGCGCAGAACUGAAAGUACUUCAAGUCCAAUCCAUUGGUGAGAAGAAGUCCUGAGGCCAUGAUUGCUUCACAGAUUCUCUCCACUCUCACUUUUGUGCUYCUCAUUAARUACAGCGCGGCCUGGACUUACAAUGUGUCCAGGAKAARSAUGACUUAYGAUGAGGCUAGUGCUUAUUGUCAGCAAAGGUACACACACCUGGUCGCAAUUCAAAACAAAGAGGAGAUCGAGUACCUGAACGCCACGUUGAGCUAUUCUCCAAGUUAUUACUGGAUCGGCAUCAGAAAAGUCAAUGGUGUGUGGAUCUGGGUGGGGACCCAGAAGCCCCUGACUGAAGAAGCCAAGAACUGGGCUCCAGGAGAACCCAAUAAUAAGCAGAAAAACGAGGACUGCGUGGAGAUCUACAUCAAGAGACCAGAAGGUUCCGGCAAGUGGAACGAUGAGAGUUGCAGUAAAAAGAAGCUCGCGCUGUGCUACACAGCUGCCUGCACCCAAGCCUCCUGCAGCAGCCAUGGGGAGUGUAUAGAGACCAUCAACAACUACACCUGCAGGUGCCACCCCGGUUUCAGUGGACUCGAGUGUGAGCACGCUGUGACCUGUAAAGCACAGAAAAACCCUGAGCACGGGAGGCUGGUUUGCACUUCACCCUUUGGGACCUUCAGCUACAAUUCCUCCUGCUCCGUCAGCUGUGACAGUGGCUACCUGCCAAGCAGUGUGGAGACCACCUGGUGUAUGUCCUCUGGGGAAUGGAGUGCUCCUCUUCCCACCUGCAGAGCUGUGCAGUGCAAUGCUCUCCCUGUGCCCCUGAAUGGCUCCRUGAAGUGCUCUCCUUCCCCUACUGGAGAGUUCCCCUACAGGUCCUCUUGCACCUUCCACUGUGACGAUGGCUUUGACUUACAUGGAUCAGCUCAACUGGAGUGCACAUCUCAGGGGCAGUGGACACACGAGGUCCCCUCCUGCCAAGUGGUGCAGUGUUCAAGCCUGGCAGCUCCAGGAAAGGUCAACAUGAGCUGCAGUGGGGAGCCWGUGUCUGGCACUGUGUGUGAGUUUGCAUGUCCUGAGGGCUGGAUGCUCAAUGGCUCUGCAGCUCUGACAUGUGGUGCCACAGGACACUGGUCUGGGACGUUGCCUACCUGUGAAGCUCCCCCAGAGUCCAGCACUCCCUUGGCAGCUGGACUUUCUGCAGCAGGAUUCUCCCUCCUGUCAUUGACAUCAUUUCUCCUCUGGCUUCUGAAAUACUUUCGGAAGAAAGCAAGGAAAUUUGUCCCUGCGAGCAGCUGCCAAAGCCUUGAAUCCCAUGGAAACUACCAGAUACCUUCGGACUUCAUCUAAGCUCAAAGGAAUCUGG
Urocitellus parryii (Arctic ground squirrel) is the source of this 1419-nucleotide messenger RNA. Lineage: Eukaryota; Metazoa; Chordata; Mammalia; Rodentia; Sciuridae. The record is from RefSeq and is a predicted model, not a curated record.